Lymnaea stagnalis (great pond snail) is the source of this 7291-nucleotide messenger RNA. The record is from the annotation of a GenBank genome assembly. NCBI's taxonomy places the organism in Eukaryota, Metazoa, Mollusca, Gastropoda, Lymnaeidae.
AGAACCUCUUACGUUGCAGACUUGUCAUUAAUACUGUAACACACGUGCCUCGCCAGGCUGGCUACCCUGCUGUGAAAAGACAGCCCUGCCGUAAGCCCCGCUAAGUCAAAGGUGUACCGACAGCAGACUUGAGCUCCCUGCCAUUAUGUUCGCACGUCAAUUUCCGUUGACGACUAUGUUUCGAAUUCUGGGACACAACACACACGCACAGGUAGGCGGUAAGUCAAUGUCACUUAGUCUACAUGUUUGUGUGUACGUACUGAAUGACAUGCAUCCUUUACUGAUCAAAUAAAACAAAUGUCUGCUUAUCUUAUACAGUUUAGACUAUUUUUUUUUAAAAAUGCCUUAAUAAUAGUUUAGAAUUAAAAUGAAAGUAGGAUAAUUAUUGUCAAUUAAUUUCUAAUAGUGUGAAUAUUUUCACAGGACAAAAUUAUUUAAUUCUAGAAAUCAAGAGUUUGAAGGGAAAAAAACAACACUAUAAUUGCCUAAAUUUGCUUUCUGUGGCGUAGGAAAUUGGUUGCGGUUUGCCCCAGCCUUUUUUCUUUAUCUUGAAGGGCGGAAUUUUCGGGCAACUGCAGAGAAUUUUUUCUUGAAAUGAGGCUUUAAAAUUCUUGACCCAUUCCGGGCGGCACUAACCCCAGCUCACCCACUGUUUGUUUUCUUUUCAGCUGAAACGUUUUCAACAAAACAGUUGAUUCAUAAGGAAUACUGGUCUCGGGAGUGUGUUUAACACGUCUAUAGACAAAGACAACAGUUUUUGAUGAAUGUGAUGAGCACAUCUAUGGACACAGUCAACGGUUUUUGGUGAAUGUGUUUAAUACAUCUACAGACACAGACAACCGUUUAUGGUGUGAUGAGCACAUCUAUGGACACAGUCAACAGUUUGUGGUGAAUGUGUUUAACACAUCUAUUGACACAGACAAAAGUGUUUGGUGUAUGCAAAUCAGUUCUCCCUCGUUGGAUCAGAUAUUGUACAAAAAUUAAACUCUAUUAAAAACACUGAGGUCAUCAUAUUGGCCACCACCUACAUAACCUUUGGCGCAUCAUUUAUAGGUAUUGGCCGAAGCUAUUAUCUAAAAAAAACUGAUGCGUCAAAACUAAAAAUAGAAUCCAUUUGACCCCAUGGAUCUGCUUCUUGGAGAUGAAAGAAAAUAGGAAACCUGCUCCAAAAAUUUGAUCACUGUCUCAAAAAUAGGAUUAAUUGUCUCAAAAAUAGGAUUAAUUGUCUCAAAAAUAGGAUUAAUUGUCUCAAAAAUAUGAUUAAUUGUCUCAAAAAUAGGAUUAAUUGUCUCAAAAAUAUGAUUAAUUGUCAACGUACGUACGAUAAUAAAUAACGUUCAUAUUUCACAUUAUGAUACCUUAAUAUAUUUUUGAAGAAAAAAAAAAGAAGAAACCCGCAUUCGUGAUCAUGGCAACACAUCAGCAUGAGAGACCCAAGAACAGCUUUGAGUACCGCAUGUCCAAGAAGGUGGCGGAACUCACGCAGGUCGUCCACAUGCUCUUCACCCGAAACCACGAGAAGGAGGUGGAGAUGGAUGCACUGAAGGAGUCCUACGAGCACGAAAUCGAGCUUGUUCUAGCUGACGCCAAGGGUCAAAUGGGCAAACUCGAGAGCGCCAUAGCCGCGAUGACGCGGCAGUGUGGUGAUGACGCAGAUCGAAUACGCCACGAAAAAGCCGACGAGCUGCUGGCCAAGGAGGCGGAAUGGCGCAGGGUGCUGAACGAGAAGGAGGCAUCCCUGCACGAGGAGAGAAGUGAGUGUCAAAAAUUGAGAGACAUGUUGAUCUACGCCCAGAGAGACAUUGAGACGUUCAAACAAAAUUGGACGAAAGAAUCGGCUGCCAAGAGCGAGGAAAUCAACAAGAAGGAGAAGGAACUGGAACGGAUUCGCACGCGACUGGCAGGGGCGGAACAAAAGCUUAGCGGUGCGCAAGGUGACUCUGAGGUGGGUAUAGUAUACAUACCUUUUUUUCCACGUGCUGUAUCUACAUUCAGAUUUAAGAAUUCUAUUUUCUGGGGUGGGUUGGGUGGGGUUUCUUGGUGAGGGAUAUGCUAAAUCAUCACAUAAACGAGACCCUGUUGAAAUAUAACAACAUUCAAGUUGUCAAACAUUGGACUCAAUCAAACAUUGAUGAUGGGUGCGAUGUUGAUAUCCCUCUAUUCGUCAUUAGGUAUGCAUCAGCGCACUGCACUGAAUAUAUAGACUAGGCCUGCACCGCAUGCGGCCCGCCAGCACUCGCUGUGCGGCUCGCGAAGUAACAACGUAUUCUUUUUUAUUAUUAUUUUCUUAAUAGCUUCCUCCCCCCCCCCUCCCCCUGUGUUAUUUUCUUUUGGCCCGUCCAAAUUUUUCAUAAAGUAUUACGGGCCUGCCUUCGAUUUUGAGUUCUGCAGACCUGGCCUGGACAAUACUUACUUUUUAACGAUGAAACAACAAACACACACACAAGACUGAUAUUUCACAAUUUUAUUUUUAAAUCCUUUAUAUUAACUCCGCUUUUGCUCGUUGCUGCAUGGCAAAAAUCUGAGGACGGCUAAUUGACCCACUUCCCGUCAACCUAUCGAGCUGAAACUUGGCGUUGCCGAUGACGACACAUUCUACAAAAAAAAUUCGAUAUACUUUUUUUUGUUGUUGUUGAAAUAGUUGGUGAAAUAAAUCUGCGGGUGGGACAUUAAAAUAUUAAAAUAUAAAAUUAAAAAAAAAAAACAAAAAAAAACGCACGCUAAGGAUUUAUACGAAAAGCUGUGUUCUUAAGGGUUGUAUAAUUUUAAAGUCCUUUUCAUUGAGUAGGCGCGCAUAACAGUCUGUCAACGCUAUCAUACUAACAUGCCUAACUUUGACCAUUUUUUACAGUUUGAUCAAAUCUAUCCUUGCUCAAAUUGGUUUAGAUGUAAGAAGACACGGAUUUACACACAUGCGUGCUUUAACUACUUACACACACACACGCAUACACAUACCACACGUAUAGGCCCACAUACAAUUGCAUGAGGAAAUGAUUUCACGAAGCUGAAACUGAAACGCCCACCGUUCACCAAAGCUCAUCGAUUAUAGUUUUGAACGUUCGAGCUAAUCUACGAGGCACCCGACGAUCGUGGUUGUUUAGGAUUAAUGACAGCUAAUACUGGGUUCCCCAGGAGGGGGCCCGCAAGACUUACUGACAUCGUAUUUACAUUAAACAUGCUUAUCGCAACGCCACUGCGAACAAACAAAACACGAGACAGCUUUUUAAGAGCCGUUGGCGGGCGUCAAUGAGACAUGUUUGUAUUGAGAAGGUCACUCUUUAUGAAAAAAAAAAAAUUCUCUCGGUGUCUCCAACUUGUCAAACAGCAGGCGAGAGAUUUAGAGUAACCAGAUUUGAUCUUUAGUCAAACGUGGAUAUACAAAUCAUCUGGUUGGGGGACCGUGCACAUAUUAUAUAAUGCAAAGGGGGUAGGGGGUGGUUUAUCAUUUUGAUAUAUUGUGUUAUGUGGGGUGGGGUUGGGGUGGUCGAGAGCAAUGUUAUAUAUAGCUAUAUAUUAUUAGGUCUUUUUAAAAAUUAUCAUUCAUUCUUAUUUUACGAAAAAAAAAUUAUGUUCUUCAAAUUUAUGAAAUGAGCCUAGAUUAUUAAAGAUUAAAACGUAUUUUUUGCUUACAACAAUUAGCACAUUUUUUGGGGGGGGGGGAAUUUUUUUUCUGGCUUUUUACUUGAAACUUGUUUGGUUUGGCUUUAUUAGGUUUAUCGAAAACUUGGAGGUGUUUGCAUGUGUUUGUGUGUGUGUGGGGGGGGGGGGCAGGGUUGCCAACCGUGCGUAAAUUAUUUUCUGGCUUUUUACUUGAAACUUGUUUGGUUUGGCUUUAUUAGGUUUAUCGAAAACUUGGAGGUGUCUGCAUGUGUUUGUGUGUGUGUGUGGGGGGGGGGCAGGGUUGCCAACCGUGCGUAAAUUUACGGACAGUCCGUCAAGAUUUGUCGUAAAAUUGCCUGUCCGUAAAAUUCCGUUAAAAAACUAAGACGUCCAUAAAAAAAAAAAUCGACAAAACGUGGAAUCUCAACGUUAAAAAAACCAGUAAAUCAUGUUUGUGAUAUCUAGUUUCUUGAUUGAAAUUUUAAGUUUUAAAUUGUUUUAGUCUAGGCUGGCGCGGCGAGACGCAUCGCGGCAAGAUGGACUUGUUUAGACCAGUGGUUCUCAACCUUUCUAAUGCCGCGACCCUUUAAUAUAGUUCCUCAUGUUGUGGCGACCCCCCCAACCACAAAAUUAUUUUCGUUGAUACUUUAUAACUGUAGAGAUAAAGUGUUUUCCGGUGGUCUUAGACGACCCCUGGGAAAGGGUCGUGCGACCCCCAAGGGGUCGCGACCCACAGGUUGAGAACCGCUGGUUUACACAGAUCGUUUUGAGGUCAACAUUUUACGUUAAAUGUGUCCGUAAAAAAUUGUUUUUGUCCGUAAAUUUUGUUGAGAGUUCUUAUAUUUGUCAGUAAAUGUUAUUUUAUUGAGUUGGCAACCCUGGUGUGUGGGGGGGGGGGAAGAAAUGCUAACUAUUAUUAAGGGGUGUGCUAAAUAUAAAUGUGAUACAACGUUAUAAGGGAUAAAGGGAUGGGUAAAAAAAAAUUACAUUUUAUAUUUUAUUGGGGUGGCAACCCUGGUGGGUGGGGGGGGGGGCAGAAAUGCUAACUAUUAUUAAGGGGUGUGCUCAAUAUAAAUGUGAUACAACGUUAUAAGGGAUCAAGGGAUGGGUAAAAAAAAAUUACAUUUUUGUGUUAUAUAAUAUGACCAAGGCCCCAUACCGUAAAACAGCAUUAAUUAUAAAACUGCUCAAGUUACCUGAGUAUAUUUCAUGCUUUUAAAAAAAAUAUGAGCAAUACGAUAGUAUAGACAAACGUUGCUAGGAGAGCGUGGUCCAAAUACAAAGAUAUUGUCAAGGGUCCCCCAGCAGAUGACGGGGGUCGGAGAAUCUUUAAUUUUCUUUUUUUUAAAGCAAAGAACCAUAAUUAUAUAAUUUCUUUACCCCAAUAUUAGUUUUAUUACAAUCGUUAGAAUAAAAUAUAUUUAUUUUAUGGAUGGCAUUCUUUUAAAUUGCGAUUUUAUAAAUUGCUUUAUUUUGUCCUAUAUGUGAUGCCGGAGACAGCAUUUUAAACACAACUUUUAAAAAGUAAAACUCGCUCUUUCUUUAGGCAAUCAUAGCAGAGCUGCGGAAAACCAACGAGAAACUCGACAGUGAUGUGAGAAAGCUCCAGUCCAUAAUAGAGAAUAACCACAGGUCACACGAGCAGCUGUUGACCCGAAACAAACAAUUGGAGACGGACAUGAAGACCAUGAAAGUCCGGUUCAACAAAAAACUCUCAGAAAUGGCCUCAAACCAAAGCAAGAGCCACAAGAGUCAGUCGACCGACCCUUCGGACGAGCUUGACCGCCUCCGCCAGGAGGUACAAAGGUACCGCCUGGAGCUGAGUAACAGGGACAACAAUUUUAACCGCGUGUUUAGCGAGAAACAACCGGUGCUGGUUACCCAAAAGGGGACGUCAGUUCGACAAUCUUCCAGCGCUGCUCUCCCUCUUCACCCGCAUUUAAAUGGUCACCAUGGGAACGGUGGCUUGGCGUCAAGUAGCACGGGAAGUCGGAGCCACUCAACCAGCUCACAACUGUCCAAGGCGGGGAAAGAACGGGGCUCUGACAUUGGCUCUUAUUCGGAGCACGCGGAAGUGUUAAGGCUGCAGGGGCAUUUAGACAAACAUUGGCUGUCGGAAAAGAGGUCAAACGAUUCUCGCUCGGCCGGAAAAGGCGAUUUUUCACCUAGCUCAACAGCCGAGCCAUUUAUUCUCGAGCGGAUACUUCCAAGUGAAAGACAUCCGACGAGCACCAGUCAGCGUGUUUCCGAUGAUGCUUUACACCUGAGUCCACCUGAGGUAAGAAUAAAAACUGACCAAAUCAUAGAGAGGUAAUCUUUAGUUGAAUGCAUCCCACGACCAUAAUUCCAGAGACAGCACAAAUGGGUUGAACAAAUAUAUUCCUAAUGGGGACUUAUUCAAGUCAAACACAUUUCCGGGCGCAUGGUUUUAUUAGCCCGUUGAUCAUCCAAGAGGGACCAAAGCAUAAUGAGGAGUUUGGCGUAUUAAAAAAGCCCAUGUGAUUUCAGACCUACUUUAUUGUUUUUCAUUAUGUCUAACGAUAGCCCUAGAAAUUUUCUUCCUACACCUUAACGACUUAAAACUGUCUUUUUUUUUUCCUUCUUCUUUUUUUUAUCGGUAACGACUCAAAGAUGGUGCUGUAAUGCUGUGUUCAAAAGGCGCCAAAUUAAAUUCAUAGACGCUGGCACUUAUUUACAUUAAAUUUUAAAAAAAUUUAUACAGUGGAUUUAGUAGAUGGGAAGUUCACGCAUAGCCGCCGCCAUUGUUUGGCGGGUCAUUUCUAGUAAAGUAUUUUUUAAAAAAUGGCUUCACACUCGAAAAUGGUAGUCGACCCUUGACCUUGAGUGAUAAACUUUUAGAUGAUUUUCCUCGUUAUGGCAACCGAUAUUAAAAUAUUAAUGAGUGAGUUGUAGAGGAGAGAAAGAAAUCGAGAUCAUUUGCGAUUUAACUUGAUGAAUCACUCGACGUUAGUGGCGAUGCUGGUCUACUUUGAUACUUCGGAUACAACAUAAAGAUAAAAGACCUUUGGCGGGAGCCUUUUUGCAACACCACCAUCGAGGCGGCUUUGACUUUCGGUAAAAUUGGUUCAUGUGACGUCUUGUCGAAUUGGGGGGAAGGAAAACACACAAAUUUCUGCGUGUGACCUCGCAUUGAUCUUUUGCGGGUCCACAAUAAUCCCUUCCUAUUUUUUUUGUAAUUAUUUUUUUUUUUAUCAUGGUAAUGAGGAACCAGAAGUAAUAUUUUUACAUGGCCGCAUUUGAAAAUACAACCUAUUUUGUCAUUUACUAACAUGAACAGUGUUAUUUGGCGUAUAAAAUUCCCUUAUUUGUAUACUUCUUAUGUUUCAGAGCCCCCGUAUUACACAAAACAGUGAUCAUCCUUACAGCAGUUGUCUCCCACCAAUAUCCUCUACACCUGAAAAAAAACGUCUUUCAUCUCAGUUGACAAAGCCCAAGCCCAUAUCCAGGGCUUUAUUAUAUGGGAAAUGACGUUAUCUUUGGUUUUAUCUUGAUAAAAAUAGAUUUAUUUCACUAGUGAGCCCUAUGAGAUUAACUACCUAGCCAAUUAAUUUAAACAUCUCUUCCAAUGGGAAGCGCGAAACACUAUAUCUUCUGGCAAAUGCGAUUGAAACGCAUGUAGAACGUGCCAGGGGCGUCUAUACAGUUGGGAGGGGGUGUGAGAGAGGAAGCA